Molecule: messenger RNA, 4612 nt
Organism: Anopheles cruzii
Lineage: Eukaryota; Metazoa; Arthropoda; Insecta; Diptera; Culicidae
Exons: 10
Coding region: 760-2295 (511 amino acids)
Biological process (GO): regulation of DNA-templated transcription
Molecular function (GO): protein binding
Source: RefSeq, a predicted model, not a curated record
UCCGAAACCGCACAGUUCCGCACGCACGCACGCACGCACGCAGGCCGUUUGUGAAGUGUGUACCCGGGGUGUGUAUGUGUGUGUGCGCCGGUUGCGUCCGUGUGCUGUUGGCCCACAGCGAAUGCCCUUUCUUUGUCGUUCUGCGCGAUUAAGCCGCGUGCGCUGUCGGGCGCCCUGCUUGCCACUGUUUCAUCGCCGUAGCCGGAGUGUCCUUUCGUGCGCCGAGUGUGUAUGUGCCCCGGGGGUUCCCGCAGGAUCCGCUGUGUCACGCACGCUCUCACGCCACACACAUCUGCACACGAAGGAGCGAAGUGAAUGUGAAAGUGGAUUUUGUGAAGAGUGAGCUUCUGGUGCAAGUGAGCCGCGCGAUAAGGUCGAGAGUGAGGAAAGGUUGGUGAAAGAAAUAGGUGGAAGAAAUUGAGCAGCUCAGGAGCUCGGCGCAUGACGACAUCCGGAAUUGAAAGCCGAAAGUGAUCAAAGUUUGUUGCUACUGUCCCAAAGGCCGAGAAAACACGAUCAUAGAAAGCAAACCUGGUGACCGGUGUUGGGCGUGUGAGGCGUCGCGAAUCGAUUGGCGUGGCGAGCGAACGAAAUCCGAAACUCCGACCAUCUUCUGGGACGAUCAGCGCUGCUUGGACGGUGCAGCGAGCGAUCGAUCAAUUUAGAAGCGAGACUCGCUCAGGGGCGAAUUAGUGGGUCCCUUUUCCAACCGCAACACUCUACAGUUUGGGUUCUCUGGAGGCCACACUGCCGCGGGAAAUGGUGUCACGGCGCAAAAUACUGUCCCGCUCGCGGGACGACCUCAAUCUGGAUCAAUCGUACAUCACACAGGAGGAGGAGGAGGACGUCUGGUACCAGAAGGAGAAGCUCUACAAGGAACACAUUCAAGAAGUGCUGGACAAAUGGACACAGAUCGACGACGAAAUCUGGGCCAAAGUGAUCGUCUUCGAACGGAACCGCCGGGUGGCGAAAGCGUACGCCCGCGCACCAGUCCUCACGAUCAACGGGUCCGACGAUGGGUUCGACGGCAUGAGAAUUGGCCUUUGCGGGUUCGACAAUCCGAUGCGCGAUCACAAAACGGAUGAGGUUAAGCGACACGUUGGACAGGGCGUUAAGAUCAAGAUGGACGACGCUGGCAACAUUCUCAUCAGACGCUACUCGAAGAGCAACGUGUACGUCAAAAGCACCGCCAGCCAGCCGAACGAGGAGACGGCGAUCGGUGCGGACAUCCUGAAGCUGCCCUCGCAGGCGAUAGAGAGUGAAAAGAUUGUCAAGCUGUUCGACAUGAAGAAGUUCCAGUCGAACGUGAACCGCGAGCUGCGCCGUGCCUACCCGGACCGCCGGCGCCUCGAGACCCAGUGUCUGUCAGCGAUCGCGUUCGUCAAGUCGGAGAACGACAUCCUGGACUGCCCGAUGUGGGUGCUGAUCAUCAACGUGGUUGCGAUGGACAUGCUGAAGAGUAAACUACCUCCCGCCUUCUUCCUUCCCCCGGCCCGACUGCCCGUUUCGCCGACCUACCUUCCAGUGCAACGCCCGGUGGACAUCAAGAACCGCCCGCGGAUCCCGAUCCCGGACGAGGACCCGUACAGUGUGGCCGGCAACGGCGGUGGCAGCUCCGGCAGCUCCGGGUUCGGGGCCAGCGGAUCCGGCAUGGUGGCGGCCAGCCGCGAACACCUGAUGCAGCAGCAGCAACCGAUGGUCGUCGGGAACGGCGGUGUCGUCGGCGGUGGCCAGCGGCGCAGCGAGAAACCGCCCAAACUACCUCCACGGGACAAUCUGUACGCCACGCACGAGAUCGGCAAGCCGGAUUACGACGAUAUCGAGGACGAGAACCGUGUCAAGCUACAGCGUGGCAAAUCGGACAAGGGUAAAGAUAACAAGAAAUACGAUGAUCCGUACUACUGUGGACUGCGAGCCCGUGUGCCAAACUUCGGCAAGGCGUCCAAGUCGUCGAAGGAGAACAACAACAACGGGCCGGGCGCGACGGCCAACGGUGGCGUCGUCGUCGGUGGCAGCAAGGAAACGGUGGCCGCGAAGCGCCUCUCGAUCGCUCACCUGCAGCACCCGGCCUCGCUGCAGUCACUGCACCAGCUGCACCAGAUGCACCCGCAUCACAACCUGAUGGCCGCCCACCAGCACCACCAGCAGCUGAUGUGGCACGCCCGCAGCUACGAGAGUGGUAUAGAUACGGACGUGGUCGAGUCACCCUAUAGUCACAUGUACGGCCGCGUCCCACUCCCGACCCGGGGCUACAUACCCGCUCCGAGGGCCAUGUACAUCGGCGAAUGGGACUAGAGACGGGGCAAAGGAGGUCGAAUGGCGCCUCCCGCUCCCGGGCACCCCGAGAACGGCAGAGCAGAGAAAAGAAAACAUAUUAAACUCUACGCACUUUAUAACAUUAGGCACCUCGCCGGCCGCAGCAUCGGCGGCAGCAUCGGCCGCAGCAGCGGCACUAGUGGCGGCAGCAAAGUCAAUGAAGAGAAAAUCGAAAAGAUGAAGCACAGGCGCCCCCCUCGGAGGAGGCCACCGAGAACGGCGGACCACAACGCACCACCCUGCCACCACCAUCACAGUGCGCCCGGUUCCAAUUCGCGCUUCAUUCGCGCGCCCCAUUUUAUGAUUAUGAUCCCGCGAACGAAGCAGACCGCCACCGCUCGUGGAUCGUCGGUACCGCCGUGUGCUGGGCUGCUGUUGGUUUUACUUCUUUUAACUAAUAUUAUUAUUAAUAUUAUUAAUAUUAGGGCGAACGACCGUAGCGCGGGCUCCACGUGGUUGGCCCACGCCAAGUCUCGAACCCGGAUAGGAUUAGGAAAUUUGUAAAUAUAAUCGCAAUAUCGCUCCGUCACACCGGACUGCCCGAUUCGGUGCGGAAAUUAUUGAAAUACUGUACCACGCACACACACACACGUAUCGCGAAAGAGACAAGAAUUCACCUGUUUUUUGCUGACUGCAAUCUGUGAACGCAGCUAAUCUAUCUUCGACUGAACCCCUGCCAGAGCGCAUAGAGAACCUGUGCUUCCUGUGCUACUCCGAAAUACUGCCAUCGAAGACUUACCGAUCGCCCCCACUGCCUACAGCAACUCCACUUCGCAUUACAGCUAGGAGUUGCGGAGUCGGCUCGAGUUCUCGUUGUAAAUAGUUCUCACACUUUGAGGCCACCCACAAAUCGCGUGUGUGGCCUUUUUAUUUGGGUUUCCUGUGCUUUUCUGUUUUUGCUAGAAGUUGGUAGACUCGCCGGGUUUUUGCCGUUGCCCUUCCGUAACUCGUAGUCGGUACUCCAUUCGGUAUGAUUAAGUUUUAAAGCUCACGCAACUCCGCUGCUCCUCUCUCUCGGGAGAUCCUUUGUCUUUGGCGACGGUUUGCGAUCUUCAACCUUACUAACGUGUGGCAGGUAACCAGGACUAGGGGGCCCAGGGCCCAGGAGUGCAGGAGACUAACCAUCAACGCACGCCAAUCAAUGAUGAUAUAAUACUCAAUCGGAAUACGCGCCCCGCCAGGAAGGGCCCCUCCCCAUUUUUCCGGUCCGUUCGGCUCCGGGAACCUGGGCUGCGGGCUCGCUGGGUGCUGUUCAGUUCUUUGUCUUUUUUUGUUGUACUGGUAUAAGCUACUAUUCGGCCACAGGAUUCGGAUCCCGUAAGAUCCCUUCACCAACGACAACCACUUUCGUUCCAGGACACAUUAAUUCCGACGUAGUGUACCUUUUACCUAGUGAGAGAACCCAUUGCACACGAGUGCGCGCGCGAGUAGCUUAGGUUAAGGGCCUUGAAACGACAAAUUUACUCCUUCCCUGGGCACACCUGUGUCGUAGAGUAGUUAAGGGCUAUCGUAUCGAGCUGCAAUUUUCAUCACCACCGAACCGGCGGAACAUAAAAAUCGACUGUCUUCUCUGUUCGUUCUAAUAGUAGUAAAUAAAGUAUCGAGUACCGCGACGUUCGGUUCACCGAUGGUAUUGUAAUCGGUUACUAAUCUAGUGAUAAGCUAUAAACAUUCCCACAGUUCGCAACGUUCGGACGCAAAGUGACGGUGGGCCUGAAAGGAAUGGGAAGUGAAACCACACCCGAAGCGACCCGUGCUUCAGCCGUGAACCGAUGAGGGACUUAGAGAAACUUUAAUCUUUCCUUUGUUAAGACGAUACACAUAUUAAGAAAAUGAAAUACACUGGUGAAUGGGCUUGUUAAGGAAAAGGAAAAGCAUCAACUUGCAAAGCGUGACAAAGUCCUCUCGGCUUGUUCGCGCCCGCGCCGUUGUGGGACAGAGACGAUACGUGGGGCGACAAUACGCCAUUAGUGUACGAAUGGCACAAACCCGAGACCUAGAUGUGCAGCAUAGUCAUACAGAAUUAUUGGCAAAGCAUACUGAGAGUGUCCCAUUUCGAACCGGAAUUCCAGCAAACGUUGUAUUUAGACCGUGGAGAAGAAAUAAGACUCCGCGCGAGGAGACGGUAUGCAAACCCACAUUAUAUUAUUUGCGGAGCCCGCCCUAGUACGUAACGAACGAACCGAUUCCGGCCCCUUACGACGCAAAUCGCAACUACUACUUUCUUUCCCUCUCGACACACACUGUCUGUCAGUCAAUGUUCUGAAUUUUUUUGAAAUAAAGUACUAUUCUUAUA